Messenger RNA from Fimicolochytrium jonesii, 2767 nucleotides. RefSeq lists its product as uncharacterized. Gene Ontology annotation, biological process: lipid metabolic process. The record is from RefSeq and is a predicted model, not a curated record. NCBI's taxonomy places the organism in Eukaryota, Fungi, Chytridiomycota, Chytridiomycetes, Spizellomycetales, Powellomycetaceae. The transcript has 7 exons. The coding region runs from base 100 to 2358 and encodes 752 amino acids.
CUCACAAGUUACAACAAUCGACGCCGUCUCCGCAAUUUGAUUCCUCUCUAGUCCCCGCCCCAAACCCGAUGGGCAUUGCAGAUUGCAAUAGCAAGCACCAUGCACUCGCCAAAGGCUCUACACUCGAUCGUCACGCAGGUCGUGGACGUCAAAGGAAUUCCAGCCAAGGGCGAUGCAUUAGGCAGCCCCACCGUGAUUUCUCCCUUGCCCCAAUACAGCGAGGUUGCAAGUCCAUUAGGGCAUCGAGACCUUGACUUCUCCCGCUUGACGUUCGGGGAGAUGGAACAGCUGUACGAUGAAAAGCUCGCAGACAUCGCCAAACCGGUCUCACUCUACGAAACAAAAUCCCUGGCAGCCACUUCAGUCCUCCCCUCAGGUCUGACCUGGUCCUCCCAUCCAACCUCUUUCACUGUCCGCAUCACCUCUCUCUCCCUCGCCAAACCUCGGCAAGCGAACAACAAUAACAUCCAUUUCCGGUUCGCGUUCCAUCAUGAAAAGAAGAAGUCUGCAGCUGCAAAGUACCCGGAUGGCUUCGUAGGAGCGGAGUGGGAAUUUGAGUGUAGCUACCAUACACUGGUGUUUGAUGCGUUGAAGGUGGAUGUGUGGGAGAGUGGAGGCGGGAUCUUUGGUGCGGAGAGGUGUUUAGGGAGGUGCUUUGUCAAGAUGGCGAAGUUGGAGGAGGUUACGGGGAGGGUCCAUGGAAUAUACGAAUUGCAACAACGGAACGCACAAUCCAGCCGCAAGGGGUCCGCCAAAGGACAGGACAUUGGCACGAUCGGCAUUGAACUCCGUUUCAAGGGCGAGUCGGCAGGCGGCGACGACGACCACACCACCCUCAGCCGUUUUCCUACGACACCUGAGGGAUACGACACCCUUCCACAGGAUUCUGCCCACGGUGCCCUCGUCGACAAAUGGAUCGGGCACUCCCAGCAGGAGGAAGAGGAGGAGUACAUGGACUCCUUCCGCGAAGCCCAUGUCCAGGAGAGGAAGCUGCCCACGGGCCCCGAAACCAAGACAUUCGCUGGCCGAGCGCGGUCGAUUAUCAGCAUGCGAAGCACAAUCACAGCCAUCACCACCAUGACAACAACCAGCACAAACACAACGGCUUCAUCGAAUAAGCGCCCUGAAAGUACGAUGGCGGGCAUGAAGGAGGCGUCGCAGCUGGCUUCGGCGUUGUUCGGCACCGGGUGGAGGUUGAACAAGUUGGAGAUUGCGAGGGCGUGGUUGUUCUUGGGGAAGUAUCAUCGGGAGCGUUGUCCCAACCCAACGACGAACAAUGUUGUAACCGCCCACCGCCAAAUCCGGGUCGCCUGCUACUUCCUCAACUACGCCAUGGCGGCCUACGGCAGUCUCAUGCUCAACUUCUACGGCCGUGGCAAAGGCUACAUCCGCGACACGCUCCGCCCGAAAAUGGACUCGAAGUCCGCGCGAGAGCUUUUGGGCCUGAGGAAGGAGGAUUUGCUGGUUUGGGACUUUGAGACGGAGCUGUUCAAGCCGCAGUUUUUCAUUGCGAGGGAUCCGAAGUUGAAUGCGCUUGUUGUUACUGUUCGGGGGUCUUUGAAUAUCAACGAGCUAAUAGUCGACGUGUGCGGUGACUACACCUCCUUCUCACACGGCUACGCACACAAAGGCAUGCUCCGCUGCGCCGAGUACCUCGAACGUAACUACCUCGCCCGUCUCAAAACCUGGGUGCAGCAAUACCGCUGCUCCGCCAUCUACGUCGUCGGCCACUCCAUGGGCGGCGGGGUCGCAUCCCUCUUCGCCAUGAUCCUCGCCUCCCACUCGGCUGAACUCACCGAGUUGAGUGGGAACUCACGGUUUAGAGUGAAGGGGUACUGUUUUGGCACGCCGGGGUUGGUGAACCCGGAGUUGAGCAGGGAUUUUGAGGAGGUUUUGGAGACGUACGUGUUAGAGAACGAUUUGAUGGCGAGGUUGUCGUAUGGGAGUGUGUGCGAUUUUAGAGCGAUGGUGGGGAAAGUGGCGGAGGUGAGGGGAAUGAAGAAAUUGAGUACGCAGAACCGCAUGCGCCUCCUCUCCAACUACCACCAUCAACUACGUGAAAGCGCCGAGAACCCCAAACUCCUCAUUCCCGGCAAAGUCUUCUACAUCUACCCCACUCCACCCAAACCGUCAUCGAAAUCCUCAAAACCGCAACCGUUAACAACCGGAAACCCCCUCAUCGACGACCCGGCCCCUCACUACCUCGUCGAACGCACGGAACCGGAAUAUUUUUGUGAUUUCAUGUGGAAGGAGGAGUGUGUGGUGCAGCAUCAGCCGCAGCGGUAUUGGAAGGCCUUGAGGGCGGCCCAUGAUUAUCUGCGGGAACAUGAGAAGAAUAUCGCCAAGCUCAAUUAUUAAGCUUUUGUUCCAUCGGACUACCAAGUUUCCCAUGGCCCAUCUGUGACAUCCAGACCCGAGUUCUCUUACACAGUCAAUUUCACCGGACAUACAAAUCUCUUCUUUCACGCAUGAUAGGGCGCAUGAGAACAUGCCCUACAUAGCCACUAAUCUUGUACAUUUUCAGCUUUUUGUUUAAUCCCCUUUCUGUUAUACCCCGAGCCAGUGCUCAUGAUCGUUUUUUCAUCAGGAUGUAACCUGCCAUAUAGUUUAGACAUGGGGCCUGGCGCCCCUCUUCUUAGGCUUAGUCGUUUUUUUUUGCAUAUUUUCGGCGUAAUGCAUGACUUUGUUGGUGCCCCGUAAUUGACGUCCAUGGACCUCAUCGAACAAGGACGGUUGCAUCAAGGGAGAAAUGUACGUAUUGAUCAGG